Molecule: messenger RNA, 2928 nt
Organism: Truncatella angustata
Lineage: Eukaryota; Fungi; Ascomycota; Sordariomycetes; Amphisphaeriales; Sporocadaceae
Product: fungal-specific transcription factor
Exons: 12
Coding region: 1-2928 (975 amino acids)
Biological process (GO): DNA-templated transcription
Cellular component (GO): nucleus
Molecular function (GO): DNA binding; zinc ion binding; oxidoreductase activity
Source: RefSeq, a predicted model, not a curated record
AUGGCGAACAUUCUUCACCUUCAGCCUACCGAUAACAGGGUACAAGGUCGCUUGGCCUUGGUGACAGGAGCAAGUGGUGGUAUCGGGUCGUCCUGCGCCCGAGCAUUGGCAGCCGAAGGAUGUGAUAUUGCUUUGCACUACUCUUCCAGUAAAGACAAGGCAGAUGCGCUAGCCAAAGAACUCGGAGACAAUUAUCCUUCACAGCUAUUCGUUGCAGUUCCCGCGGACCUCAAGUCCCGGGAAUCGACACACAAUUUAGUUCCUUCAGUUCUGACUCACGAGCAAAUCGCUUCUCGGCACAGUGCUAUUUCUAUACUUGUAGCUAAUGCUGGCCUUGGCCGACGGAUUCGUGAUGUGGCAGACAUUGGUGAGGAUGACUGGGACGAAAUGAUGGAGGUCAAUAUUCGCAGCCAGUUCGUCGUCACCAAGGCGGCCGUUGCCACUAUGAGGGCACAGUCGUGGGGUCGUAUUAUCCUGAUCGGAAGUAUAGCCAGCCGCGGUAGUGGGCUCAAUGGCUGCCAUUAUGCCGCAUCCAAAGGUGCUCUCAGCUCAAUGGGUUUGAAUCUGGCCACAUUGCUGGCUGCGGAAGGUAUCACAGUCAAUAUAGUCUCACCGGCUAUGAUUGGACAAACGGGCAUGAUACCCGAACCUAAAUCUACAACGUGGGAGAAGGGGACAGAUAUAGAUGCGCUAAAGGCUCAAGAUCCCGGCCUAGGCAUCGCCGCAAGCGUUCCCGUCCAUCGACUGGGAACACCAGGAGAAGUAUCUGGAAUGGUAGUAAUCGACUCCAACGGUGUCCAAGGGCAGCCUCCCUGCCGGCGAUGCAUCGAACUUGGUCAGGAGUGUGUCCUUGGGGGUUCGCGCCGCGGCGGACGACGCGUCAAGGGCAUGCGGUCCUCUAGAGCUGCAGUUCCCAGCGGGCAUUCUGCGGUGACUCAAUCUGUAGCUCGCCAGAAUGAAGGCAUCGAUGCAGAGAAUAGGGAUAGUAGCCGAGGUCAGGGUGAUGCCGAGAGGUCACAGUCUGAUGAUGAUAUGCUCAAUUCAGACGACCGUGAUGAUCAAACCACAGCGCGAGCAUCGCCUGAAAGGAAUUGGCGAGAGCCAGCCCCUGAUCAGCAAUGGACACAAAUUGAGGAUGAUAGACAAGGAUUGGAAGGCCACAUCGCGAACUCAGAUCUCUUGAAUCCUGCCGAUGCCCUACACUUACUCGCCCAAGUGGCGGAUCUAGAAUCGGACGAGCAGUCUGGCUCUCCAGGACCAUCUACUAUAGCCACAAACAUGUCAGCGCCGGGCCGUGGUAAUGUACCACCAGGAACCUACUAUUACCCACCGAUUUCAGAUGGUCAUCUGACAGUGUCUGAUGCUGCAUUUUUAAUACAACAUUACCACGACAAAUUCCACCCCUUUUUCCCAGUUGCUCACCGAGACAUUUUCUUUGAUAAGAACGUCAUGAAAUGGACCAGGGAGGAGCAGCACCUUUUGACUGCCAUCCUAGCAGUCGCUACCAAAGACGAACCCAACUGGUCACGAGCACAUGAUGCAUGCUCUCAACACAUGGAAAGCUUGGUAACCAAGCUGAUUUAUACCGGCUCAACUACUGUAGGUGCUGUUGAGGCAUUAUUAAUUCUGGCCGAAUGGGCACCACAGUCUCCUCAAGAAAAUGCGGCUAUUGGCUGUGGAAAGGAAGACCCUGGUUCAUGGAUGCUUGUUGGCCUAGCUAUUCGCCUCGGCUAUCUGCAGAAACUUGAGCAAACUGGUCUCAUACAGGGACAAGAUUCGGAGUCUGAGCACACUAGUCGACAAAAGAUUGCAUGGGCAGCUUGCUACAUGAGUGACCGCGCUGUUUCAAUCCGCCUCGGGAAGGGGUUUUGGUCUCGCGGACCAGGACCAUCGACGCACCUCCGUGCUGCUGAUUUCCCAUCAUUGCAAGUGCAGACACUUGGCGCAGACAAUCUUGCACUGCUAUUUCAGGCUCAUUUGGAGUUAACACAACUUUUCGGGAACGCACAUGACAUCCUCUAUUCCUCUACUCGGCACAGAGAACAGCUUUACAUGGGGGGCGAAUAUGUGCGGUAUAUUGACGACUUUACAUCCGUCUUACGUAGAUGGAAGAUCGCUUGGGGAGGUCUGAGCUUAACGCCACACGUUAAAUCAUCAUUAAUGCUCUCAUACGACUUUCUUCGCCUAUACAUCAACGCAUUCGCAUUCCAGGCGAAUUUGAACCGUGCCAUUCACCAGGCACAAUCUAAGGCACGGAACAAGGUGCCUGUAGGAAGGCUUUGGUCCUCUGACGUUGCGGGAACCCCUGAUGCAAGGUUCAUUUACGAAUCUAUCGAUGCGGCUAAUUCACUUUUAAGCACUCUUAACGGCUUCAUUGACCCUGAGACUGGGCUCAAAUACAUGCCAUUACGGUUUUAUCUUUACAUUAUUUAUGCAGCCGUCUUCCUUUAUAAGGCAACCUUGGCAGGACCGAUCAGUGGCGCAGAUGCAGCUAGUGUCCGACGCGCAGUCCGAGAAACCAUCCAGAGGCUCCAGAAAACGUCAUCUAAUCGACACAGUCUGGGUAACCGCUACGCACGCUCACUUCAGCUUCUAUGGCGGCGGCCAUCAAGCAAAGCUAAGCCGGGACCUGGUUCUGACAUGACAAGCCAUCGCACCUCAGUCACAAUCGCUCAGAACCCGAGCCCUGGAUUAUUCAGGCCUGCAGGUAAUUCCAAUCAGGUCGAUUUGGAUCAGUUGAACGGGUUUUCGUGGUGGGACCUCGAUUCUCUUGGCCAGUUUAUUGCCAAUGACCAAACAGCGAAUUUCACCGACGGUGUCAUGUCCACGCCGGAUAUGGAGUCCGAGAAUAGUGUUUCCGGAAUCGAAAGUUCAACCGCGGGGUUGUGGUACAGCAAUUUGUGGGAUGGUAGUGAUGUUAUAUUUUGA